Molecule: messenger RNA, 5346 nt
Organism: Eleginops maclovinus (Patagonian blennie)
Lineage: Eukaryota; Metazoa; Chordata; Actinopteri; Perciformes; Eleginopidae
Gene: trappc8
Product: trafficking protein particle complex subunit 8
Exons: 30
Coding region: 151-4560 (1469 amino acids)
Cellular component (GO): TRAPPIII protein complex
Molecular function (GO): protein binding
Source: RefSeq, a predicted model, not a curated record
CAUCAGCUGACCGCCUCAGCCCUACAGGAAGUCGGUUGGCUGAUUCAACAUGGCUGCUGUCUGAGGAUAGAGGAGGAGUAGUCCAGGCUAUGAAACAGUCCGGUUUCUGACUCGGUUCCCUGUGUUAGCUGCUGUCAACGCUGCUCCGACAUGGCCCAGUGUGUUCAGUCUGUGCAGGAGUUCGUCCAGGACUCGUUUGUCCCUAUGGUGGCCGUCUUGUGUAGUGAAGAAGCGGAGAGAGUGACUCGCAAGAACAACCUGAGUUUCGCUGAGCUGCUGCGGCCUUUCUGCAGACUAACGUCCGAAGGCCAUAUCCGGGACCCCAAUAACCAGGUGCAGGUUGUGAAAAAUCUGCGCAUCUGUGUGAACAACGUGGUGACGAACCUCAACUCACCAUCUACCUUCAGCCCCGCCCAGCGCCGCGUGCUCAAUGAAGUGGUGUUAUCCUGCCAGCCACAAGAGGGCGCUGCCACCAACGUGAUCACAGCGGGAGACUACGACCUCAACUUCAGCGAUCACUCUCUUAAAGCUAGCCUCCCCUGGUACAGUGCCUGGAGAGAAACACUGUCGGAAGUCAGCACCUCCCAGCACUACACAGCGACCACGCCAUGGUUUGAAGCCUACAGGGAGAACUUCCUGCAGUCGAUGCCUGCCUCUGAACAUGAGUUUCUCAAUCACUACCUCGCCUGCCUGCUGGUGGUGUCCUCUACUGAGGCCGUCCCUGUGGAGCAGUUCCUCAAGCUGUCCCAGGAGCAGCACAGGGUUCAGCACAGUGGAGACUACACCAACCCCAAGUGGUUCAUCCCAAACACGCUCAAGUACUACGUCCUACUGCAUGAUAUGAGCGAGGGGGACGAACAGAGAGCGGAUUCAGUUUACGAAGAUAUGAAACAGAGGUAUGGUCAUCAGGGCUGCUAUCUGUUGAAAAUGAACUCUCGUACCAUCUCAGCCGAAGAGGAUGAUCAGAUUCCAGACCCCUGGACUCAAUACCUGCAUAGGAACAAUCUGCAGAACCAGGAUGUGCUGGAGGAUGGAGCAUCAGCUGUGAACAGUGCUGCUGUGGAGAACAACAUGAAUGCAGCUGAAGUGGACUCACCAGAGAAAGACGGAGCACCCAGCAGCCUGGAGAGCCACCCUCUGCAGCUGGAUACAGCGAGCAGCCCGGGGAGCCUGCCUCCCCUCACCGCUGCUAACACUGAGCUGAAGAAAGCCGCUCCUGAGGCGGGGGCUGCAGGGAGCCACGGGACGUGUCUGACCCUCAAUGACCACGGCCACAUCAGACAGUUCAUCCAAGAGUUCACCUUCAGGGGCCUGCUGCCUCACAUCGAGAAAAACAUCAGACAGCUCAACGACCAGCUGGUCUCCAGGAAAGGUCUGAGCCGCUCUCUGUUCACUGCCACGAAGAAGUGGUUUGGUGGAGGGAAAGCUCCAGAGAAGAGCAUCAGUGAACCAAAGAGCACAUGCGGCCUUCUAUAUCCCCCAGAAGCCCCGGAGCUGCAGAUCAGGAAGAUGGCCGACCUGUGCUUCCUGGUCCAGCACUAUGAGCUGGCCUACAGCUGUUACCACACUGCCAAGAAAGACUUCCUGUCGGAUCAGGCCAUGCUGUAUGCUGCUGGGGCUCUGGAAAUGGCUGCAGUGUCAGCCUUCCUGCAGGCGGGUGCUCCAAGACCAUAUCCAGCACACUACAUGGACACGGCCAUACAGACGUACAGAGAUGUCUGCAAGAACAUGGUGCUGGCUGAGCGCUGUGCGUUACUCAGCGCAGAGAUACUCAAGAGCCAGGUCAAAUACUCUGAGGCUGCGACUCUCCUCAUUAAGAUGACCAGCGAGGACUCUGACCUGCGCAGCGCUCUGCUGUUGGAACAGGCUGCUCACUGCUUCAUCAACAUGCGUAACCCUAUGGUCCGCAAGUUCGCCUUCCAUAUGAUCCUGGCCGGUCAUCGAUUCAGCAAAGCAGGACAGAGGAGGCACGCACUGCGCUGUUACUGCCAAGCCAUGCAGGUCUACAAGGAGAGGGGCUGGUCUCUGGCGGAGGACCACAUCAACUUCACUAUCGGCCGUCAGUCCUUCACACUCAGCCAACCAGAGAACGCUGUGACGGCCUUCAGACAGAUCCUGACCAAUGACAGCAGGCAGACGGCCACACAGCAGGGCGCCUUCCUCCGGGAAUAUCUCUACGUUUAUAAGAGUGUGAUAGUAGGAAAAGAGGACAGCCUCCCACAGCUGCCUCUGCCGUGCAUCCACAGCUCAGCCACGAGAGUCUACUUCGGACAUGAACGCCGCCUCGCCGAAGGGGAAAAGCAGGCAGCCACUGAUGUGUCCCUGGAUCAGGAGUAUGACCAGGAUCAAGCAUCCAUGUGGGGCCACCUGGAGGAGCAGCUUGUGGCUUCGGCCAACAGGGGGGUCGUCCCCGGAAGUUUCCAGCCCAGCCAGUGCUGCCUGAACAGCCAGACGGACAACCUGCGCUGCCCUCUGGCAGUGGCCGAGGAGCCAAUCGUAGUGGAGGUGACAUUCAGGAACCCUCUGAAGGUUCCUCUGGCUCUGUCCAACCUCUCCCUUCUCUGGAGUUUCACGGCUGAUGGUACAUCUCCAUCCGAGGAGAAGACAGAAGAGGCCAUCACAAAUGAGGAGACCUUCACUCAAGGGAUGAAGCAGAAAGAUGACAUCGCCACCACUGAGAUCAUCCUGGAGUUUCAUAUGGGUCCGGAGGAGACCAAAGUGGCUCGACUCCGGCUGCUGCCACACAGAACUGGGCAGCUGAACAUUGUGGGUCUGGUAUAUAACCUGGCUGCAGCCUCUUCUGGAGAGACGGCUCCCAGCACUGAAGGCCAGCAGACUCUGGACUUGAUGGUGGUCCGUGGCAGACAGGACCUGAAGAUCCAGGGCCCACGAUUGAAUCAGACCAAAGAGGACAAGAUGUUGAUUCGACACGGUCUGGAUCGGCGUCUGGAUCCCAUCAUAACACCACCCAUGCCGCUAAUGGAGGUGUUCUUCCUGCAGUUCCCCACUGCUCUGCUGUCCGGUGAGAUCAGGAAGGCCUACGUAGAGUUCUGUAACGUCAGCGGGGUUGCUCUAACCGGCCUGCGAGUGGCCUCCACACACCCGGAUUUCUUCACCUUUGGCAGCCAGACCACGACGCCCCUCACGCCCGUCAGCCCCACUUCAGCUGAAAACUGCUCUGCCUAUAAAACGCUUGCCACGCCCCGGCAGCCCGGCUCCGUGGCGACUGAGGUGCUGGUCUCAGCAGGGGAUUUCAGCCAGCCGUCCGGGGUGAUGGACAUCCCGAUAGAGGGCAGCACGCUGCAGCCAGGGGAGUCCACCCAGCUGCCCCUGUGGCUCCGAGGACCGGACCAGGAGGGGGUGCAUGAAAUCAACUUCCUCUUCUACUACGAGAGCACGGAGAAGGGAAACAAAAUCAGUCACCGGGUGCUGCGUCACACAGUCUUCAUCUGUGCCAGCCGCUCUCUGAGUGUGCAGGCAUCGGCCUGCCGCAGCAGCGGCCCUCCUCACCACAGCGUGGAGGACCGGGGCAGCGGGGGGACGCUGGUCUUCAUAGAUGUGGAGAACAUCAAUACGAGUGAAGCGGGGGUUCGUGAGUUCCACAUCAUUCAGGUUUCCAGCAGCAGUCAACACUGGCGCCUCCACAAGUGCAUCAACCCAGCCAAGGAUAAAGACUGUAAACUCACCAGCAGAGAAAGAGCCAAGCUGUGUUUCAGAGCCACGCCAUGCAAGCCUCAAGCUACCUCGGGCACUGUACAGAAAUACACGUUUGCAGACCUGAAUCUGGGAAAUGAACGGAUCAUCAGCUCCUCCACACCCUGCGGAGACUUCUUCUUCCGCGGCUGUCGGAGCGCCGAGGUUCAGCCAGUGGAGGCCCCAACAUCCAGGACAACGGCCAGCAGCAGGAGUCAGGUCUGCGUCCCCACUGAGGACAUCGGCAACAUCGUCAAGAAGUGCAAUGAGCUGGAUCUCAACAUCAUCGUCAUCUGGAAGGCCUAUGUGGUCGAGGACAACAAACAGCUGAUCCUAGAGGGACAGCUCCACGUGGCGCUGCAGACCAUCGGCAAAGAGGCCACUUCUCUCACCCCCAAAGAGGAAACUCAGGAGAUGGUGCUGCUCAAGUUUAAACCAGAAGCUCCUCCUCCAGUCAUCCUUCCCGCUGCAGAGCUGUCCCAACUCAUCAAAACCAACCUGCACUACCCCGAGACAUACACACACCCCUUUGUCCAGGACAGCCUCUGUGUGGUGCCCGUCACUCUCACCCUGUCCAACUGCUCCCUGGCCCGGGUGCAGGUCAUCAUUGACCUACGGCACAAAAGCUCCAGCCCUGAGUCAGUGGAGAUCCACAGCUCGUUCACCUGGGUGGGUCAGACCCAGCACCACCUGCAGCUGCAGCCUCAGGAGGUUCUGUGCCUCACCCUGCAAGCGUGCUUCCUGCAGCCCGGGGUCUACAACCUCAACACGCCGCGAGUCUUCGCCAAACUGACGGAUCAGGGCGCCAUGUGUGAGACGAGUCAGCAGACAGCCAGUCCUGCCCUCAUCAUCAUCAACAGCGCCUGAGAGCAGCAACACCACCCGGGACUCCUCUAACACACCAACCACUCUUCUUCUUUGAUUUUGGGCUGCAGGAAGCAUUAAUGUUUAUACCAAUUACUAAAACUGGAAAAUGUGUAUUCAUACCAAACAGGUUCUAGAGCUCUCUGAACUCUUUCACUUGCAUGUUACUGUGUGUGUGCGGGUCUCAUUCACACACAGCUCCAUCCUCUGUGCUCUACUGGCUCCACACUGUGUGGACUAAUGCAACAGACCUACUGCACUCUGGAGAAGCCAUGUGUAAGUGUGCAGGAUAAACUGAGCAGUAGAUUAAAGUCACAUAGUGUGACAUUGUGACAGGAGUGGGACAUCCUGUCUAUUGACCCCCCCCCCCCCCCCCCACCCAUUCUGUACUACCACGAGCACGCAGUGGAUUUUCUACAGUGUGUUCUGCCUCCAUAUUGUGAUCGAGCUCUUAUAUGCAUUGACUUGACAGCUUUUUUUGAAAAUGAUGUAUUAUAUUUAUAUAACAAAUUGGUUGUAAAUAGAAAAUAAAAAUGUAACUAAUGAGACUGUAUGAUCCGUGACAGACUGUAUAGAUUCAGGGUACAGUGCGGUGAUAUUAUGGACAAAUAUAAUUAUUGUGCUCAGUCACAAACAGGGCCUCAGCUCCACCAUGAUCGUGUGCUGUGAGAAUAAAUCUACAAUGAAACACUCACACACACCAAGCUCAUGGGAAUAUUUUUAGAUUUGGCAUAUUUAAAUGUACUGUUAAUACUUUUAGGCCAACAAAAUAAAUAAAUGAGAACUUCA